Solanum lycopersicum (tomato) is the source of this 1536-nucleotide messenger RNA. The record is from RefSeq and is a predicted model, not a curated record. Lineage: Eukaryota; Viridiplantae; Streptophyta; Magnoliopsida; Solanales; Solanaceae.
AUUGUCUCCAACUUGAGCAAUAAUAAUAACUCUCUUAAGGUUGAAGUUAGUGAAGCAUUAACUCAGCCUAUUCGCAAGACUUUACCAAGGGUGGGAGCAAGGAAAUACAUAUCAAUUUACGAAAACAAUGUUGCACACAACCAUGUGCUUUUGAAAUUUGCUAAAUUGGAUUUUAAUGUGCUGCAAAAGUUGCACCAAAGAGAGCUUAAUGAGCUUACAAGGUGGUGGAAAGAUUUGGAUUUUGCUAAUAAAAUUCCAUAUGCAAGGGACAGACUGGUUGAGUGUUACUUUUGGAUAUUGGGAGUGUAUUUUGAGCCAAAGUAUAGUCGUGCUAGAAAAAUGAUGACAAAAGUACUCAAGAUAACCUCAGUUAUUGAUGACACUUUUGAUGCUUACGCAACCUAUGACGAACUUGUGGCUUUCACUGAUGCAAUCCAGAGAUGGGAUGCUAGUGCAAUCGAUUCAAUAUCGCCAUAUAUGAGGCCCCUAUAUCAAGCUCUUCUAGACAUUUACAGUGAAAUGGAACAAGUGUUGUCCAAUGAAGGUAAACUGGACCGUGUAUACUAUGGAAAACAUGAGAUAAAAAAGAUUGUGAGAGCCUAUUUUAAGGAAGCCCAAUGGUUGAAUGAUGCUAACUAUAUUCCAAAAUAUGAGGAGCACAUGGAGAUUUCACUCGUAACCGCUGGCUAUAUGAUGGGAGCAACAAAUUGCUUGGUGGGUGUGGAGGAAUUUAUAUCCAAAGACACUUUUGAAUGGUUAAAGAAUGAGCCUUUGAUAGUUCGAGCUGCUUCAUUGAUUAGUAGAGCAAUGGACGAUAUUGUUGGACAUGAAGAUGAACAAAAAAGAGGACAUGUAGCUUCAAUUAUUGAAUGUUACAUGAAAGAAUAUGGAGCUUCAAAGCAAGAGGCAUACGCCAAAUUCAAGAAAGAGGUCACCAACGUAUGGAAGGACAUAAACAAAGAAUUCUUCCGUCCAACUGAAGUACCAAUGUUUGUCCUUGAACGAGCUUUAAAUUUUGCACGUGUGAUAGACACGUUGUAUCAAGAGGUAGAUGGAUACACAAACUCCAAAGGCUUACUUAAAGACUUGGUGAACUCUUUACUGAUUGAAUCUGUCAAAAUAUCAAUAUAAUGAUGAAAUUGCAUUUUCGUCAUUCAAGUAUUCAGAGCAGAAUAAGACAUAUAUUAAAUUGAAGACCUUUAGUAUUCAGGGCAUCUUCCAGCGGCUGAUCCGAAACCUCAGUUGGAAGACGCUUUUCGAUUUCAAGGAUGAACUACAUCUUUCAAGUUGUCAUGGGUUCUUUGGGUUUCUUGUUCAUCUUUUUGGAUACAUUCACUAGUUUUAGCUUUAUGAUUAGUUUCGGGGUUGCAUCCUCAGCUUGAUUGUGUUAGAAUUUUGGUUAUGAUUACUUUCAGCUCUUAGGAGUAUUUCUGCAUUGAAUGUUUUUAGACUAUUUGGGUUGAGUUUAUGGGGACUCAAUUCUUUAGUGAUUAAACUGUUUUCUCAUUUUAUAUGAUAGAUUUGGUUUUGCUUAAA